UGUAUAACGUUCCCUCAUUGUACUAGCAUGUUUCCUGCUUUCAGAAGAUCAAGCUAUGCGAAAAGACUUUAGAGGUAUUGAGAGAGGCUUGUGUGAGUUAGUGUUAGCUUUGUGUGCAAACCCUCGCCUGGUUUCGAAAAAGAUGGUUUUAGCUGGAUAGUGAGAUACUACACGGUUGAUCACGAUGUGAUGGCGAGGGUUUAUCGUCUCCAGCUAAUACAGCAUACGUUGAUCUUCGUUCCAAAAUCAGUUUAUCGUUUUUAGCCCGUUCACCGGACAAGUCAUGUUUGUCGCUUUUGUCUCGUCGUGUGUUCUUUACUGAUUAAAAAUCACUUGUGUUUUAACAUUAAAUGUUUAUUUCGUUGUCACACAACUGCAGCACCAAUAUCGAAAUGACAUUUGACUUUAUCGCCGCUGCCUGUCUGGUGCAACCGUUCGAUGGAAGCGUGGAAAACUUGCCAUCGUUCAUCGAUUCAGUAAAAUUACUCGCCGAAUCAACUCCCCACCAUCAGCUGCCGAUUGCUGCGAAAUUUGUGAAAACACGUUUGGUUGGGAAGGCAUGUUCCAGCAUCUCAAGUGAUUGGUGGACCAUUGAAGAUCUAAUCGACGAGGUGAAAACGAUGUGCCUUAAACGUGAGACACCGGAAUACAUCAUUGCCAAGUUGAGAAUUCUCAAGCAAAAAGAGGCGCUUCUUCCGUUUUGCGAACAAGUGGUGAAGCUUACAAACAAGCUGGAAAUGUCAUUUUUUGUUAGCUUGGAGAUAUCUCGUGAAAGAGCUCGUGCAAUGGCCAUCACGAUUGGCGUGCAGGCGUUGGUGAAUGGCUCCGUGCAGAUACACCAGUCACUGGACAGUCACAAUUUUAGCACAAUUGAGCAGGCUGUCACAGAGGGGAUAAAGAUGACGAGCGAUUAUAGCAGGUUUGGUCACGAAACGAUCACGACUACUGAUUUAGCCAUUAUUUGACUUUUUUUUUGCAUGAUUUAAAAGUUGUCUUGUCACGAUUUGCUCGUUUGAAUCCCGCUAAUUGAUGUUCCGGUAACAUGAAUCCUGCUAAUUGGAAUAAAGUUGUUCCUCAUUUGAUUUUGAGAAUCACUCAAUCGUCUAAAUAUAGCUGUCGCUGUAAGAGUGUGAUAAUUUGCAUUCGUACAAUCAACAGCUGUUUAAUACAUGGGUUAAUUUCACCAUAUUUCGUUUUGCUGGAUGGUAAAUGUGUAUUUCUGUAAUUAUUACAUGAUUUGUAAUAUUUUCGUGGUUAAGGAAAAUGAUAUUGAUGUUUGAAAAAAACAUGUGAGAAACGGAAAUAUCGAUGCCUCUGUGCUCUCUUGUACUAAGUUUGCUGUGAUUCCUAUCCAGUUUGCAUAAGAGAGCACAGAGGCAUCGAUAUGUUGAAUGAAACGAACGAUUUUUAGGAAUGUUUUUUAAAUAACUUCAGAAUAUUUUUUUAUACAUCUAAAGCGUUUUUUAUUACGUAACGCAAAAAUUUAGAUUUUUGGGCCACCUCUUCCACCCCCUCGUAACAAAAUAUCCAUACAAAUUUUAAAAUUCAGAAAUUGCAAGCAAUUUGUACAAGGAGCGAAUCAUAUUAAUUUUCUAUACAAACUUUGGAGAAAAACCAUCAAGCCAUGUCUAAAUAUUUUUGAAAAAAUCGAAGUGCCUGUGUUUCUGGGGACCCUAAAUUUCAUGCUUCCCCUUGAAUUGAGCCUGCGUAGAAAUGUUGUUGAUCGGUUAAUCCGAACAAUAAAUAAUUAACUCUUAAAAAAAUGAAUAAAAAUAUUACCGAUAGAACAUUUAAAACUUGAAAAAAAAAAAAAAAAAACGAUAGAUCGAUAUUUUUGAAUUCAAAACCCUAGAAAUUCAAAAAAUCAUAGGGCCUGUGUUUCUGGGAUCCCCAAAGUAUAUGCUUCCCUAGGGUGUAACAUGGUUGGGAAAUCCACGUUUCACGCUGUACUAAAACCGGAUUCAUAUUCGGAUGCUCUGGAAGGUGCUCUACAACUUUCCCGAAGAGAGUAUGGUGCUAAAUUGCUCCUAAAAAAAGAUACAGCGUGUUCAAAACUCGUCUAAAACGUAUUUUUUGUUCGAAAAUCACGUUUUAGACGAGUUUUGAGGACGCUGUAUCUUCUUUCAAGGACAAGCUAGCACCAUACUCUCUUCGGGAAAGUUGUAGAGCACCUUCCAGACCAUUCGAAUAUAAAUCCAGUUUUAGUACCGUAACCUGGGGUGAAUCGGGACUACAGUCUGAAUAGGGACAGCAGUUUCUAGAGCACUUAAAGGUUUUAAAUUUGGAAAUGGAUGUACACAUUUUGUUGGCCUGAUUCUGUUCUAACCGAAACCAACCAAAAAAUAUUGUACUCCAUCAUGGUUUAAACUACUGUCCCAAUUCGCCCCAUGUGUCCCGAUUGACCCCAGUUUACGGUACAGCGUGAAACGUGAUUUUUUUUAAAUAUCUAAAUAAAAAAAAUGGUUUUCCCUUACAAAUUUAUAUGAAAAAUUGAAUCGCUUUGCGCAAAGUGAGGACUUAACCAAUCGUUGCCAAACUUUGGGGAGUUGUUUAGGACCCCAAAAGGAACUGAAAAAUUGCUGUUUUUUUUUAGCCAAAAUGAAAAAUGUGUGGCUUUUGAGGACCUGAAGUUGAAGUUGAGAAUUCUUAAGUAAUUUAAAGGCGAGAUCGUCAUUUUUUUAAAUUGAAUGGAAGUUGUUUAUAGAGUCGAUGCGGUUGUAUCCAUGCAGAAGCUGUCUUUAAUGUUUGGUUCCUUUUAAAAACAUACUGGUUUAGUGAAAAUCUUCUCUGUUUGUGGGAUCAGCUUCGCUAGAACUAGCGAUGUUUAUUUGCUGGGCCAGGAAGAGCUGCAGGAUUCUAAAAUCAGCCAGGGAAUUUGCGGCAGUGCUGACACCCUCGCUGCAGUUCUUCGUCACCCGUAAAAAUUAAAAACCUCUUCUAACCGAUCGAAACUUGAAAGCAUACACAAUUUUCCAGCAAAAAAUGUCAAAUACUAGACAAAAUAAAACACAUGCUAAUGAUUAUAAAACAGCUAAUUUAUCAGUAAGAAAAAAGUCAUGCUUGUGCUUGAACAGCCUCCUACUUUGUAGAUGUAAACAAAGUGGGAUCAUUCGAAAAUCACGUUACGCAUUCUCUCUAUUCAUCACCCAGAUAUUACCAUCCUUUUUGUAGGGAUUAUGGGUUGCAGGAUUGAAUAUGUAAUAAAUUAUUAAAUGAGUAUUUAUUAUAAGAUUGAUAUAAUUCAUAAAUAAGAGUUUAGAGCGCAACAAAAAGUGCGCACCUUCAUGAAUAUUGCCUUGUAAGCUGAUUGCGCAUUGAGUGCGAGAGCGCGCUAGCAAGCUGCGAGAGAGAACAACGAGCGAGAAAACAACGAGAUGCGCGCGGCUGGCGAAAGAGAGAAUGAAGAUUGUCAAAUCAGUUUUGUGGUUAAUUUGCGUGGAAUAAGACGUGUUGUUUGUUA
This is a messenger RNA of Culex pipiens pallens (northern house mosquito), 3460 nucleotides long. RefSeq lists its product as uncharacterized. The record is from RefSeq and is a predicted model, not a curated record. The transcript is spliced from 2 exons. Bases 351 to 965 code for a protein of 204 amino acids. NCBI's taxonomy places the organism in Eukaryota, Metazoa, Arthropoda, Insecta, Diptera, Culicidae.